Molecule: messenger RNA, 1305 nt
Organism: Scheffersomyces coipomensis
Lineage: Eukaryota; Fungi; Ascomycota; Pichiomycetes; Serinales; Debaryomycetaceae
Exons: 1
Coding region: 1-1305 (434 amino acids)
Source: RefSeq, a predicted model, not a curated record
AUGGUUAAUUCAAUUAAUGAUAGUGAUAUACUUGAAAACUCAACGAGAUUUGUGGUCAAUCAUCUACUCGAUGAGCCAAAAUAUAAUUAUUUCAAUGAUCCUCAAGAAAAGCAACAAUUUGAUCAUGGUUGGAAUCAGUUAAUUCAUAAACAACAAGAUUACAAUGGUCCAGAUAAUUUAUUAAGGCGUAAUAGAGAAAGGUUAACUUACUUACUUAAUAAUUUUCAUAUUAUAACUCCAGAAAAUCCGUAUCCAAAAUUCGAUGAAGAAUACAUUUGUAGUGCACAAUACUCAAGAGAUCUUUCAGAUGCAACUCGGGAUACAUAUAUAUCAUUUUCAGAUUUAACUAGGAAAAUUCUAGUAGAAAGAAAUAAAUCAUAUAAAUAUGAUAAUUUUGAUCCGAUCAUUAUAUUGGUGAAUAAAUUAUCAACCUUAUCAUGGCUAUUUUCAGUUCCUAUGCCACAAAAGGAACAAACGAAUCUUGAUACCCAAGAAGAUUAUAACUAUGAGCCUAACAAUUCAUUCAUAAGGCGAAAUAGUGAUUCAGAAUUAAACAGCUUACCAUGUUAUAUGGAUGGUGGCAAACCUGUAUUUGAAAUUUAUUUUAAAAUCAUUUUCUAUGAUCCAUCAUAUUAUGGAAUAUUGGGAGAUACAUAUUUGGAACAAGAUAUGAAGCGAUUCAAAAUAGAUAAAUCAUAUUUACAGAAUUCAGAAUCUAUUGGAUACUAUCAUGGCAUUACGCAUGAUAGAUCAAGAUAUUUUGAAGAAAGUCUUAUAGACCCUAUUAAGAGAUUAUUAUGUGGACAUUUUGAAGAUGUUGAAUUGGAAAAAACUUAUUAUAGAAAUGAAACCAUUAUACCAAGCUGUUGUCUUCGUAUUAAUAAGUUAGGAAUUAACUUCUCGAUUCCAAUUGAAUUUAAACAAGGAGGUAUUUAUGAUUUAUGUGAAACACAAAAAGAUAAGAAUAGCAAUACAGCAGAAUAUCAUCAUUUUAUAAAUCAAAUCGUAUUUCAAAUGAUAAAUUAUAAAUCUAAACUAGGUUUUGCAAUCGAUUUCGAUUGUUUUUAUGUAAUCAAAUUUUAUGAAAAUCCAAACCCAACCAAAUAUUUACAUGAAAAUGGUAAAGAAUAUAAUAGUAUAUCAUGCGCAAUAAGAUGUUUUAAACAUUCAAUGUCUGAAUAUAGUAUUUCUUCUUUAUUGUUACUUUUGACAAGUCAAUAUUUUCACACUAUUAAUAAAGAUGAAAAAAAAUCGAUAAUUAAUUUAUAUAAUGAGUAUAAAUUAGAUAAAUAUUAUAGUACAUAG